CAGCAGCCCGCGCGCUGGCGCCUCGCUCUCCGCAGCUCGCCAUCCAGACGCACGCGAGGCGCUGUCCUUUCAGCACCACAAGCUCGGCUGAGGAGGCAGGACUCCUGGCCGUCCUCCUCCUCGUCAUCCUGGUUUGAAUCUGCUCUGACCCCCGAGAGUGCUGCACGGUCUGGUCUGGGAAGAAAGGCGUCAGAAUGGUGAAGCUGAACAGUAACCCCAGUGAGAAGGGAGCCAAACCACCUUCGGUUGAGGAUGGCUUCCAGACCGUCCCUCUCAUCACUCCCCUGGAGGUUAAUCACUUACAGCUCCCUGCUCCGGAAAAGGUGAUUGUGAAGACAAGAACAGAAUAUCAGCCUGAACAGAAGAACAAAGGGAAGUUCCGGGUGCCGAAAAUUGCUGAAUUUACGGUCACCAUCCUCGUCAGCCUGGCCCUAGCUUUCCUUGCCUGCAUCGUGUUCCUGGUGGUUUACAAAGCCUUCACUUAUGACCACAGCUGCCCAGAGGGGUUUGUCUACAAGCACAAGCGCUGUAUCCCGGCCUCCCUGGAUGCUUACUACUCAUCCCAGGAUCCCAGCUCCAGAAGCCGCUUCUACACGGUCAUCAGCCACUACAGCGUGGCCAAGCAGAGCACCGCCCGGGCCAUCGGGCCGUGGCUGUCAGCAGCUGCCGUCAUCCAUGAGCCCAAGCCGCCCAAGACCCAGGGCCAUUAGAGGCCCCCGCCCAGCCAGCAUGGGGAGUGGGGAGGGGAACCCUGCUGGCUAAGCCGAGCUCCAGUUACAAGACAACACUGUACU
Messenger RNA from Dama dama (fallow deer), 794 nucleotides. RefSeq names its product neuronal vesicle trafficking associated 2 (gene NSG2). Gene Ontology annotation, molecular function: clathrin light chain binding. The transcript is spliced from 5 exons. Lineage: Eukaryota; Metazoa; Chordata; Mammalia; Artiodactyla; Cervidae. Gene Ontology annotation, cellular component: membrane; endosome. Gene Ontology annotation, biological process: clathrin coat assembly; endosomal transport; G protein-coupled dopamine receptor signaling pathway. The coding region runs from base 195 to 710 and encodes 171 amino acids. The record is from RefSeq and is a predicted model, not a curated record.